Scophthalmus maximus (turbot) is the source of this 3914-nucleotide messenger RNA. It is a transcript of the gene matr3l1.2, whose product is annotated as matrin 3-like 1.2. NCBI's taxonomy places the organism in Eukaryota, Metazoa, Chordata, Actinopteri, Pleuronectiformes, Scophthalmidae. The transcript has 22 exons. The record is from RefSeq and is a predicted model, not a curated record. Bases 251 to 3574 code for a protein of 1107 amino acids. Gene Ontology annotation, molecular function: zinc ion binding; RNA binding. Gene Ontology annotation, cellular component: nucleus.
CAGAAAACGUGACGAGGCAGAGUCUCGCGAGACUUCCACGCUCACACGCUGACAUGCGCUGUAGCAGAUGAGCGAGCGGCGAGCUGCGCACCGAGGGAGCUGUUGAUAGUAAGAGACCAGAGAGGAAGAGGAGGAGUUCCCCUUCACUUUGACCAACUUUACUUCCCCCCGGUCCUUUAACCACAGACUCUGUGUGAGUUCCUUGUCUUGACUCACCUUGUGCCCCGAGGCCGCUCCACUUUGUGACGUCAUGUCUCAGAAGUCGCAGUCGGACGGCGGUCAGAAACACUUCGCCGUGGGUCGGGGGCUCCUGGCCGCCGCAGAGACCUUGAACUUCAGCAUGAACGAGCAGCGAUCCGGCCGGCAGAUGGGGGGCAUGUCCUCGGGCGUGGGUGUGGGUGGUGGUGGCGGGGAGGGCCAGGAAGGCGGGGCUCAGAUGACCCACAGGCGCAGCGGCAAUCUUGGCAGCACCAUGAAGCUGUUUGCCAGUUUGGGGCUGUCGCCUUCCGACCUGGACGCUCUGGCCGAAAUCCCAGAGGAGGAGAUCAGUGUGGAGACUCUGCCGCGCAUCCUCAUGCAGCUCAAGAGCCGCAAGAGGGAUUCUGGAGAGCGGCGGGGAGCGGCUUCCAUGUCCUCCGACGCCAUGUACCGAGGAGGAGGCAGGGACAGCUGGGAUGACAUGCACAUGGGCAGGAUGGGAAGUCCUCUAGGUCAAGGUCCGGCCCGGGCCCAGUCCUCGUCAGACUUUGGGUACAGCUCCCUGCAGGACGUCGCUUCCGGCCGAGGCUACGGCUUAAAUUACGGCGGCGGUGGGGGUGGGAGCAGAGAGAGGCCGUAUUCAGAGCUUUCCCACCGCGAUACCUACGGUGGGCUCGGCAUGGGGCCGUCGUCGUCCGACCCCGUCUUUAUGCAGCGGAGGAUGGGCUCGCCGUCCAACGGAAAAGUCCAGGACUUCUUGGGAGUCACGCCCCACAUGUUCCCCCACGUGUGCUCUCUUUGUGACUUUGACGUUCACUCCACCAUGGAGUGGAACCAGCACGUGGACGGACUGCGACAUGCGGAGAACAGACGACAGCUGCUGGACAUGUAUCCAGACUGGGACCCCGGGAUGUCCUCUGGCCGAGGGGGAGGUUCAUUGGAGACCCCCAACCUGGCAGCUGGACUGCUGGGACCCGCCCCCAUGUCUUCAGGCCGGGCAGCCGGAGGAAUGCCCUCCAGCUGGGGUCCAGGUCCUGGUCUUUCGGGGAAGAACCAGAUGGGUCAGAACAAGAUGAGGAGCCGGGUGGUGGUGGUGAAAUACGCCCGCAAGCCGCUCAGCAACAAGACGCUUUUCGCUUACUCCGAGCCGUUCGGUGUCCUGAGGGAGCACCUGGUCCUCAACAGCAAGGCCUUCUUAGAGAUGAACAGUCACGAGGAGGCUCAGGACAUGGUCAACUACUACGAGCAGCAUCCGGCCUCUCUGUACGGCAAACCCAUCACCUUCUACCUGUCCAGGACGCUGAUUGUCAUCGAGAAGGAGAGUCAGGCGCCGUCGGACGUGCCGAUGGAGCGGCCCGUCAGGGAGGUGAAAGGUCACGGCAGUCAGGUGGUCUUCUUCUCCAACCUGCCGCGAGAGGAGGAGAAGAAAAAGGAGCUGCUGACCAUCGCCGGGCGCUUCGGUGUCGUGGAGAAACACCUUUUCCUAACCGACCAGGCAUUCGUCCAGCUAGGAACGCCGCAAGACGCCGAGAUGCUGGUGAAGUAUUACACCGUCAACCCGCUCACCGUCAAAGGAAGAUCCAUCCGCCUCAACAUCUGCACCAAGUACAAAACUCUGAAUGUGAACCGCCGACAGGGCGGGGCCACCGGAGACGGGCGGAGCCAGAGGAGUGGCGGAGCGAACGCCCCUGCGGCCGCCUCCUCCGGCUCCGGAUCCAGGACGUCCUCCAACUCCAGAGCCUCUUCGUCCAAACCCUCGUCCAUCACCAGGAGCAGAGAGGAGGAGAAGAAGAAGAGGAAGGAGGAAGAGGAGGAGGAGAAACCUGCCACAGAAGAGGAGGAAGAGGAGGAGGUGUCCGGAGUGAUGGAGGGAGAGGAGCAGGUAACCAAUGGAGAUGAGCAGGAGGCGGAGCCAGAGAAAGCGGCGUCCGAGCACGAGCCGACGGAGGAACCUUCAGGAGACAUUCAGGAGCAGCAGGUCCCUGACGCCGGAGGUGAUGUCACCGAUGACUCCCCUGAACCUGUGGGCGGGGCCGAAGGUGAGGCCAAGCAGGGGGCAGAGUCAGACAGACGAACAGAACCGACAGAACGCGAAGCUUUGACCGAGGAGAUGAAAGUAGAACUGACGGCAGAACCGACGGAGAGCUCGGAGGCCAUGGAGGAGGAGGAGACGCCCACGGACGAGCUGGACCAGGACUUCCUGGAGAACAUGGAUGACUUUGUGACGCUGGACGAAGUGGCCGAGGACGAGGACGAGGAGCUUGGAGAGGCCGGACCCAUCGACAACACGAGGAGAGGGGGGAUGCGGGUCGUGAACGUCCUGGGUUUCAGACGAGGCUACAACUUCCUCGACGAGCUGCUGGGACUUGCCAAACCUUUUGGGAAGGUGGUGAAACACCUGGUACUGGACCUGAGGCCUGAGGCCUACCUGCAGUUUGAGACGGAGGACGACGCCCGGUCCAUGGCCAAGUUCUACAACAGCAACGUGACGGCGUCGGUGUGCGGCCGACCCGUCAGGGUCAGUCACUCCAUGACCUACCCCACCAUCCAGUGUGGCUCCAGCAGGGUCGUCUACAUCGGUCAGAUUCCUAACGGCAGUUACUCGGACCAGUCCGUCCUGAAACUGGCCGAACCGUUUGGAAACAUCAAGAAGUAUUUCCUCAACAGGAACAAGAGAGAGUGUUUCAUCGAGAUGGAAAACGCUGGAGACGCAGAGAAAAUGGCCGACGUUUGCAAAGAGGAGCCACCAAAGUUCAGCGGGAAGCGUCUGACAGUCUACGUGAGCAGGAAGUACAGACAUCUGAAACACGGACAUCGUUUUCCGAUCGUCAUGAAGAGGGCGAACAGUAGCCCUGCCUCCAAACAACUGGAGGAACCUCCCACCAAGAAAUCCAGGGAGGAGCCAGACGUAGAGGAAGAGGAGGAGAAGAAGAAGAAGGAGGAGGAAGAAGAGAAAAAGGAGGAGGAAGAAGAAGAGAAGGAGGAAGUGAUGCAGAGCACGGACGUUUGUGACGAGACGAAUCCUGAAGCUUCUGAUCAGACACCAAAGACGUGUGACAACGAGGCGGAGCAGACGGAGAUGACGUCGACCAAUCAGGACGGACCCACCGAGGCCCCUCCCCCUCCGGCUGAAAACAAACCAAGGGUUGCGUCUCUGCCGCUGCCCGAGUACGACUCCAACACGCCGAUCGGUGUUGAACACGUGAAGACGGGAUUCUACUGUCGAGUCUGUUUCCUGUUCUACUCCAACGAGGACAUGGCCAAGAAGAGUCACUGCAGCAGCAGGACGCACUACGACAAGCUGCAGAAACAUCUGGAGAAGGAGCAGAGCAAAGCAGAGAAGAAGAAAGUGAAGAAGACGACGACUACGUCGUGAGAACGACACGGAGCAGCAGGAACAUUUCACCUCGGACUUUUUAGUUCGGAGUCGACACCUCAAGCCUGGCGCAGACGACAACAGGAAGCGACGACAUCGUGUCGUCUGCAUUCAACUUCAGACCAGAACCAAGUUAUUGUUUUUUAUUAUUGAUUCUUUUUGAAGAGACGUUUCCUCACUGACACACGUCGCUCUUUCAAAUGUUUAGAUGUUUAAAACGUUUGAAACGUCUUGUUUUGUCCCACGUUCAUGAAUCAGACGACACUGGUUAGCUUAGCAUAAACAUUUAAUGUUGGUGAUUAUUUUACGUUUUAUAAAAUAAACCACUUCCUUCAAAUGA